GAUAAAACCUUAUCGAUAACAGAUUAUAAAUCUUGUAUGAAAAAAAUAUUUCAACAUCCUGUUAAAGAAUGUAAAUCAUUUUCAUUUCAACAAAAGACUUCCUCCUUUAGUUGUUUGUUAUUAUUGGGCUCUGUUUAUCCAUAUCAUGCAGAAGAAUCUCAAAAAUCUUUGCAAAUUAUUAAGACACAGUUGAUAUUUAGCAUUCUAAUAUAUCAAGUUAGGUGCGUGAGAGAGUUUGAGACGGUGAUGCAAAAGUCUAUCAGCGAUUGGCAGUAUGAAUUAUGUUCUAACGCUCUUCAUAUGCUGAAAGAACGUCAUCAACCUAUUAACAUAGAUCCGGGCACCCUCUUCGAUAUAGAAGCAAGCUGUUUGUUUUUAGGAUUCAUUGAUUUUCUCGACCGCACACAUUUCGACCUGGCUCAUUCUUUAAAAGUGUCAUCUCCUUUCUUAGAAUCGCGAGGGUGCUUCUCGUCCAAUUUUGACGGUCCGUUAAAUUUUGAUCCUGAAAUGAACGUGGCCGACCUAAAAGAAGAUAGCGAUAAGAAUAGUCAUUACAAACCGUUCUCGCAUCCAUUGGCUCUCGAUUUCGAUACCCAAGAAAAUGUUGCCAGGGAAUUUUUACUGGAGUCCAACUUAGCCCGAUUGAACUCAUUCGAGCAUAAAACGUACGAAAUGUCUCCGAGCGCCUGUCACUCACCAACAACCAAUAAAGCUAUUAGGUUACUAACCAUGUACUUAACAUUCCUACUAGACCCCGGUCCUAAUAGCCUCAAAGAAUACAGGUUAGAUCCAGAGACUUAUCAAGAAAACUCUAUCAGUUGGCAAGAAUUCAAAUACCAUGAGGUGGAUGAUUCCCAAAAAAUAAAGAGAAAUAACCCGCCAAAUCCUGAUUUAAACCCGCCAAAUCCUUUAAACCCGCCAAAAUCUGAUUUAAUACCCCAAUAUGGUUUUUCUUUUUCAAUUAAAUAGAAUAAAUAUUUUCUCAUUUUUUAAAAAAAGGAAAUAUCUUUUAAAAAUUUUUUUUAAAAAAUAAAAUAUUUUGUGUAUUUUUACCGAAUUCCGGGGAAAGGUUGGGGGUAACCCGACCGAAAAAAAUGUGGAAUAUCUUAAGGAGAAACAAAACUGCAAGGGAAAAAA
Molecule: messenger RNA, 1137 nt
Organism: Gordionus sp. m RMFG-2023
Lineage: Eukaryota; Metazoa; Nematomorpha; Gordioida; Chordodea; Parachordodidae
Exons: 4
Coding region: 37-969 (310 amino acids)
Source: RefSeq, a predicted model, not a curated record